Molecule: messenger RNA, 2155 nt
Organism: Oncorhynchus masou masou (cherry salmon)
Lineage: Eukaryota; Metazoa; Chordata; Actinopteri; Salmoniformes; Salmonidae
Product: protein C-ets-2-like
Exons: 9
Coding region: 43-1506 (487 amino acids)
Biological process (GO): cell differentiation; regulation of transcription by RNA polymerase II
Cellular component (GO): nucleus
Molecular function (GO): sequence-specific DNA binding; DNA-binding transcription factor activity, RNA polymerase II-specific
Source: RefSeq, a predicted model, not a curated record
GGGCCUAUAUGUUGUAAUAGCUGUAGGGUAUGAAGAAAAGUAAUGAUAAUUUCGUUAUACGUUUCUGGAAGUGAUUUGACUUCAGUGGACGAGAAACAGGAUGGACACCUGCAAUGCGUGAAAUGUUUUGGGACAGGGGAACGGGGAGUCACGAAGCAAGAUGACACAUUCCUUUGCGCCGGGGAGCAGGCACGCCCCUCCAAGCUCCGCUGCUUUAUAACGGGACUGGGCCGGGCAGAGGGAGACUACACAAUUGUAACUCUGAACUCCAAGUGGAAGCAACUGUUCCAGUCAAAGAUGUACUGGGAUACCAUCCUGAAAUCCAACGAGAGAAACAUAGAUACCAGAGACUCUAAAAUAAAGAUGGAGAUAUACCAAGCUGGAUAUUAUAUGGAAGACUUCAGAACACAGGAAGUCCCUGCUGGUUUGGACUUUGCAUCAUAUGACUACAGUGAUGAAGACCUGUCUUUUCUAUUAGACAGUAAAGGACCAGGGCAGCAGCAACAGUAUCCAGAGAGUUAUGGAGAGCUGCAGAAGAAUCCACGUCCGUACGACAACAAAGUAACCUCAAGUGACUCUGUCCUGUUCAACCUGGAUUCAUACCCAGAGUUUAACUGUUGGGCGUCAUACCCAAGUGAUGGGCUGACUUUGGGCCAGUCUCAAGCGGGGUUCCAGGAUUCCACCCAGACGUACCACAGCCUUGUGCCCCUGUGUUCCCCAGCCCAGAGUGGACAGUUCAGCCCGGGCAUGGAGGAUGCCAGCACCAGCAACUCUUUCCUCCCUGGAAAAGGAACGAGCCACAGAGGGACCCCCAGCACUGUCAGCCUGGACCACCUCAAUGAAUCUGAGCAAAGCUACACCCGUCACUCAGGUGAAAAACUGUAUGACUCAGAAGCACAGAAGACCUCCUUCUGGCCGGACUACCCCUCUCCCAGCUAUAGCGCAUCCGUGCCGCCCCCUCACCACCCUCCAUCUUGUUCCUCAAUCCCUAGACCACAGCAGCCCUCAGAGCUGUACUGCCCCCGUGUGGCCAAACGCAAAAGUGCACACUCCCAAAGACCCGAGAGGGAAGGAGGACAAGUGAUGGGAAUGUCAGUUUAUCCAGGAUCAGGGCCCAUCCAAUUGUGGCAGUUCUUACUGGAGCUGCUUCUAGACUCCGCCUGCUGUACCUUCAUCUGCUGGACAGGAGACGGUUGGGAGUUCAAGAUGUCCGACCCAGCAGAGGUGGCCAAGCGCUGGGGUCAGUGUAAGAACAAGCCCAAGAUGAACUAUGAGAAGCUGAGCCGCGGCCUGCGCUACUACUACCACAAGAACAUUAUCCACAAAACGACGGGCAAGCGAUACGUCUACCGCUUCGUCUGCGACGUGCAGGGGAUGCUGGGAAAGACGGCACAGGAGGUCCUAGCCAGCCUGAACAUUUUACCCACGGGUACAGAAUCAUCCUGGCAAGGCCAGGGGGCACCAGUAUUAUCGCCAGAGUCCAGCGAAGCAUGGGUGUCGCAGUAGGGGGAGUGUACCAGCAGCUACAUCACUAGAAAUAUGCUAUGUAGAACAAACAUGCCUAUUAGACAUGUAGAAAAUGAAUCACAUUGGCUCUAUUUGUGGCAUUUCUAUCUGCAACAUUAGACAAUGUUUGGUGUAAGACUUUUAUUACCAAGUGAUACAGUAGUAGCCAUAGCUGUGGGAAGUAGGGGUGCUAAAGUAGGGGUGCAGCACCCCCUGAAAAUCAGAAUAAACAAAUUCUGUAGUAGCCUUCAAUUUGAUUUCAUUUUAGUGUAUGACUUACCUCCUAUUAACAUCAGCAGAAUAAGAGCUCAAUGAAACUGUAAGCCCAGCUGUCUCCAAUACUGAUGCUCUUUAUGUUAAUUACAUGGUUAGUUAACAACCCCCCUCAUCCUCAAGUACUUCUUGCCCCCUCUAAAAUAAUGGGUGCAUGACACCACUGCUUACCACCCAUGCUGUUGAACAAUGUUCAACAUUAACUUUGACUGUGAGGAUCUAUUUUUAUACCCUAACAUAUCUACCUCUUUUAUUGCUGACAAAAUAAAGCUAAGAGGGACCAUGUUUGUUCUGUUGAAUAUAAUGUGUGCGAUUUACAUGCUUUAGGGAACAAUAUUGUUUGUAAAAUGAUUGUAAAUAAACUGUACAUAACUUG